Aspergillus homomorphus CBS 101889 is the source of this 1565-nucleotide messenger RNA. RefSeq names its product dolichyl-diphosphooligosaccharide-protein glycotransferase. The coding region runs from base 132 to 1511 and encodes 459 amino acids. The transcript has 4 exons. NCBI's taxonomy places the organism in Eukaryota, Fungi, Ascomycota, Eurotiomycetes, Eurotiales, Aspergillaceae. The record is from RefSeq and is a predicted model, not a curated record. Gene Ontology annotation, cellular component: endoplasmic reticulum membrane; oligosaccharyltransferase complex.
GGGCGAGAUUGGAUCCAAGAUCACUCUCCUCGUCAACUUUCCCCCCUCCCCAUUUUUCGCCAGGAGCUGGCUCUUCCCCCACUGUAUCUCCCUGUUGUUUGUUCGUCCGCGCCGCUGUGCGGAUCCAUUGCAUGAUGCGGUGGUGUCUUUCCUUCUUCCUCUUCGGCUGUCUGGCCGUCGUGAAUGCGCUCAGUAGUUCCGGGAACCGCCUGUUGGUCGUCUUGGAGGAUGCGUCUGAGAAGAGUCUUUAUUCCACAUUCUGGAGUGAUCUGAAGGCUCGUGGAUAUGACAUUGCGUUCGAAUCUCCCAAGAGUGACAAGCUCUCGCUCUUCGAUCUCGGCGAGAGAGCUUACGACCACCUUCUCCUUCUUCCUCCGAAGUCCAAGGGAUUCGGACCUUCUCUUAGCCCCAAGAACAUCGUCGACUUCCUGAACAAGGACGGCAACGUCCUCCUCACUCUCUCCGGCAAGUCCACCACGCCUAGCGCCAUCAGCUCGCUACUUCUGGAGCUUGAUCUCCAUCUGUCGACCGAUCGCUCCUCUGUUAUUGUCGACCACUUCAACUAUGAUACCCUGUCCGCCUCUGAGAAGCACGAUGUUCUGCUUCUGCAGCGCCCCGGCCAGCUGAGACCCGACACCAAAGCCUACUUUGACGGCGAAGGCGUUCUGGCGUUCCCUAGUGUUGCUCCCCACACUCUCGGCGACAACAUCCUGAUUGCGCCUGUUCUGCGGGCUCCGGUGACCGCCUAUAGCUACAACCCCAAGGAGGAAACGACCGCGGUUGAGGACAUCUCGGCCACCGGCUCCCAGCUCGCCCUGGUCUCGACUCUGCAGACCCGCAGCUCCUCCCGCUUCACCCUGCUCGGCUCCGUCGAGAGUCUCCAGGACAAGUGGUUCUCUGCCACCGUCAAAGCCCCCGGCAGCGGAAAGGAAACCAACACGGUCAACCAGGACUUCGCCAAGCAGCUGACUGCCUGGACCUUCAAAGAGUAUGGAGUCCUGAAGGUCGGAAAGAUCGAGCACCAUCUCGCUCAGGACGAGAUUACCGCUGAAGACCUGAACCCCACCAUCUACCGGGUUAAGAACGAGACGGUCUUCAGCAUUGAAAUCUCCGAGUACAGCAACGACAAGUGGGUGCCCUUCGAACUGCCCGCCGACGACGCCCUCCAGCUCGAAUUCACCAUGCUCUCCCCCUUCCACCGCCUGAAGCUGGAGCCUGCCUACCACACCGAGAACAGCACCGUCUUCCGCACCCAGUUCACCGUCCCCGAUCAGCACGGUAUUUUCUCGUUCCGUGUCAACUACAAGCGUCCCUUCCUUACCGCGAUCGAGGAGAAGCACGAGGUGACGGUGCGCCAUUUCGCCCAUGACGAGUUCCCCCGCAGCUGGAAGAUUAGCGGUGGGUGGGUCUGGAUCGCUGGAUUGUGGUCUGUCAUCGGUGGAUUCAUGGCCUUUGUGAUCGUGUGGCUGUACUCAGAGCCAGCCUCGGCCAAGGUCAAGAAGAACCAGUGAUGUAUUUUAUCUAGAUGUUCACGUCAAUGACAGUUUCCGUACAUUAUGUCUGUC